AGCACUGCAGCAGCAACGCGACCAGCCAACACGGAGCCAAAGCAGGCGGCAUGAGGCUUGAUUCAGUUCACUUCUCCAUGCUGGUCAUCGGGGUCUCCUUCGCCUGCUACUCCCCGAGUUUGAAUUCCCUGCAGGACCAGGCUUACAGAUCUGCGGUGGUCAUCGAGGGGAAGGUGCACUCGGUGCCCGCCAACGUCUCCACGGAGCCCUACAGCGUGAAUGUCCGAGUGCUGGACGUGUGGCCCCUGCACAGCGGGGGUCUGGAGCGCGAGCAGCUCGUCACCGUGGGCCACUUCGGCUCCGAGGCUCCGUGCACCAGAGUGAAGAAGAACCACAAAUACAUCUUUUUCAUGGACCCCACGGACGAGCCCUUGGUGUUCAAGGCAUCGUUCGCCCCUUUGGACACAAACGGGAAGAAUCUAAAAAAAGAUGUUGGGAGGAUCUUGUGCGAGAACUGCGCAUCCGCCCCGAGGUUAAAACGGCUGCGGAACCAGCUGCUGGAGGAGGGAGACAGGCUCACGCUUAAGUGCGAGGCCUCCGGAAACCCGAGCCCCACCUACACGUGGUACAAAGAUGGCAGCGAGCUCAAGAAGAGCAAAGAAAUCAAAAUAAAGUCCAGCAAGAAAAACUCCAGGGUCCAGAUCAAUAGAGUUCGACUGGAGGACUCUGGAAAUUACACAUGUGUGGCAGAGAAUCUGUUGGGGAAGGAAAACACAACAAGCACCAUUAACGUCCAAAGCAUUACCACCACGCUGUCCCCAGGCUCAGGUCACACCAGAAGAUGCAACGAGACAGAGAAGGCGUACUGUGUCAACAAUGGUGACUGUUACUUCAUUCACGGUAUAAAUCAGCUCUCUUGCAAGUGUCCAAAUGACUAUAAUGGUGAUCGCUGUCAAACCUACGUUAUGGACGAUUUCUACAAGCAUCUUGGAAUUGAAUUAAUGGAGGCGGAGGAGCUGUACCAGAAGAGAGUCCUGACAAUCACAGGCAUCUGCGUGGCUCUGCUGGUGGUGGGCAUCGUGUGUGUGGUCGCCUACUGCAAAACCAAGAGACAGAGGAAGAAAAUGCACAACCACGUGCGGCAGAACAUGUGCGGCGACCAUCCCAACCGCAACCUGGCCAACGGACCCAAUCACCCGGGACCGGGCCCUGAAGAGAUCCCCAUGGUGGAUUACAUCUCGAAGAAUGUCCCAGCCACCGAGCGGGUCAUCCGGCAUGGGACCGAGACAUCCUUCUCCGGCAGCCGAGCAUCUUCCAGAUCCCACCAUUCGUCCAGCCCUGCUCACUCAUCCACACACAGACACGAGGAGCGCACGUGGAGCUUGGACAGGACGGGCAGCGCGCUCUCGGACUCCCCGUCGGGUUUGGCCUCCUCUUCUGUGGGGACCAGUAAGUGCAGUAGCCCGGCGUGUGUGGAAGCGCGGGCGCGGCGUGCGGCACACUGUGGAGUUACAGAGCCCCACGACCCCCCCGCCGGACGCUACCGGGACUCCUUCGAUUCCCUGGGGGACUCUCCGCACAGCGACAGGUACGUGUCAGCGCUGACGACGCCGGCCCGCCUCUCGCCCGUGGACUUCCAUUACUCACUGCCCCCACAGGUGCCUACCUUCCAGAUCACGUCCCCCAACGCCAGCCACGCCAUGUCGCUGCCGCCAGCCGCCCACGCCUCCUACCGGCUGGAGGACGACCAGCCGCUACUCCGCCGCUACCAGGUGCCCCUGCAGGACGUCCAGCGGCACGAGCCUUACUGGCAGCAGCGGCGCUCCUGCCUCAACGACAGCACGGGCAGCCUGCCCUCCAGCCCCUACCGGCUGGCGGACGACGACGAGUACGAGACCACGCAGGAGUACCUCUCCUCCCUGGAGAAACCAAAGAGAAGCAGGUCGGGCAGCAGACGCUGGAGGAGGUCCAGGCUCAACGGGCACGUCUCGCAGCGGGGGGAGGCAGGGCGGCGGGACUGGGGCUCGCGGAGCUGCCUGUCGGACAGCGAGUCGGAGGACGAGGAGGGCGAGAGCACUCCCUUCCUCAGCAUGCAGAACAUGAACACGGAACCGUCCACCAUUUACAGACCGGCGGACAGUCGGACUUACCGCUCGUCGGGGCGGCACGGCGGGCGCGGAACUCUACAGGCCCGGUCCAAACAAGACGGGGCCCCCCGCUGAGAAACCAACGAAACAGUAUCCGAUAGAC
Scleropages formosus (Asian bonytongue) is the source of this 2190-nucleotide messenger RNA. RefSeq names its product neuregulin 2a (gene nrg2a). Gene Ontology annotation, molecular function: signaling receptor binding. The coding region runs from base 51 to 2162 and encodes 703 amino acids. The transcript is spliced from 11 exons. Gene Ontology annotation, biological process: nervous system development; animal organ development; intracellular signal transduction. NCBI's taxonomy places the organism in Eukaryota, Metazoa, Chordata, Actinopteri, Osteoglossiformes, Osteoglossidae. The record is from RefSeq and is a predicted model, not a curated record.